Penicillium waksmanii is the source of this 1557-nucleotide messenger RNA. RefSeq names its product Zn(II)2Cys6 transcription factor. The transcript has 4 exons. Gene Ontology annotation, molecular function: transcription cis-regulatory region binding; DNA-binding transcription factor activity, RNA polymerase II-specific; zinc ion binding. Lineage: Eukaryota; Fungi; Ascomycota; Eurotiomycetes; Eurotiales; Aspergillaceae. Gene Ontology annotation, biological process: positive regulation of transcription by RNA polymerase II. The coding region runs from base 1 to 1557 and encodes 518 amino acids. The record is from RefSeq and is a predicted model, not a curated record. Gene Ontology annotation, cellular component: nucleus.
AUGGAUCUAGAAUCUGGCGGCCCGUGCUACACCUGUCGGAAUCGUCGCAUUCAAUGUGACCAGACAGGGGUGCCGUGCGCGAAAUGCCAGAAGGCUGGCCUGGAAUGCCUCGACAAACGGCCAUUCCGAUGGGUUCAAGGCGUGGCUAUCCGCGGGCGAAUGCAGGGCCGAUCGUACGACGCCAACAAAGAGACAGCGGCCACUGCUGCUGGGAAACGGAUGGUGUUGAAAACUAAUGCCACUCGGAGGGGGCCCCGGAAAGCGGAAGACCAUACUAUCCUCGAUACGGCAUCUUUACCUGUCGUUCUUCACGAUCCUUCAACUUUACAUUUGGAUCGCAAAUCCCAGUACUACAUUGACUAUUUUAAUGACCGAAUAUGCAAAGUUUUUAUUUUAUAUGACAGCAACCGGAAUCCAUUAAGAAGUCUGAUUCCCAUGGGUUAUCAAGAUCCGGUUCUAAUGAAGGCUCUUCUUGCGCUUGCGGCCCGUCACCAUGUCAAUACGGGCCACUCAUUCCAUCAAACUGAAUUGCCGGCAUCUUCCUCAUUGCAGCUUGCCAAUGCGAACCAGGAUGCCCUCUCAUUUAAACACCAAGCCAUGGAGGCAUUAUCGCACUCUCUGCGCGACACACAGUUGAGCAAAAAAGACACUACCGUUGCCAGCAUCUUCCUCUUGAUCUUUCUAGAUCUUCUCGAAUCUGGCAGUGAUGGCUGGAAUUUUCAUCUGCAGGGGGCUAAAAAUUUAAUCGCAUCUACUUUCUCGCAUCCCAAUUCGGAGACGAAUAUUAAUCAGGGGCCUGGACAAACAAUCGAAGAAAUUCGAGGCUUCAUCAUCAAACAAAUUUACUUUAUUGAGACACUUGGAGGGGCAUUCCUGCGCCCUAAAUUAUUAACUCAAAACUCAUCCUUCGACCACCAAAAAGAGAAAUACCAAGAGGCGAUCGAGGCCUCCUUUCUCGGAUGUCCCGAGUAUAUACUGACGGCAAUUCAACGGCUUUCUGUGCAAAGGGACAGCAUUGCCGAAUCUCAACGGCCACUUGAUGAGAUCUCCACCAACACCUAUUUGAAGGACACAGCAUCAUUAAUCGAAACCAUUAAAGGCUUCGACAGCUACGCCUGGGCCACAAAUCUUCGGCGAUCCAGGAGCUCUUCAUCCCAAGAGAUCAUAGGCCUGUGUAACUUAUCCGAAUCAUACAAACUUGGUGCUCUUCUCUACGCAGGACGCAUCGUGGAUGCCCUGACUGAAGAGUCGAUCGAACAAAACCAUCUGAUCACAGAGCUUCUUGGCGUGAUAGAGUCUCUGAAAGACAACCUCGAAAUAUUCAAAUGCAUUUUGUGGCCAAUGUUUGUGGCUGGCUUGGAGUGCCAAUGGCAGGCCCAGAGAGACUUUCUCAUCGAUUGCAUUGAGAAAUUCUGGGACAUCACCAAUUGUUUGAAUGCAGUUAAUGCUGCAAAGAUGCUGCAGGAAUACUGGCAGAAGGAAACUUCUACAGAAGAUGCACAGUCACAAUGGAUAUUUAGCAUUGGAAGUUUGGAUCGAGACUGGCUUUGGCUUUAA